CAGGUAAGACCACUGUUAUCGACUACGAGCUGCAUAAUGAUCUACUUCUACACCGAGGUCGAGUCUAUGUCCCCGACAGUGGGCAAUUGCGCGAACAGAUCUUGCAGCACUUCCAUGACUCUAAGGUUGGAGGUCACUCGGGCAUCUAUCGCACGUGGAUGAGAAUAGCCAACACCUUCUUCUGGCCCGGGCAACAGAGUACCGUUCAUAAUUACAUAGCUCGAUGCGAUGACUGCCAACGCACUAAGUCUGAUUCACGACGGCCGAGUGGGCUAUUGCAACCAUUACCAGUACCCGAGGCAAUUUGGGAAGACAUCACCAUGGAUUUCAUCGAAGGGCUACCAAAUUCUAAUGGGUUUGACGGUGUUAUGGUUGUGGUGGAUCGUCUCACGAAGUAUGCUCACUUCAUACCCAUUACCCAUCCUUACACCGCAAGGUCGAUUGCCAGGUUAUUCGUGGAGUAUGUGAUGAAAUUGCAUGGGGCACCUCGAUCCAUCGUCUCUGAUCGAGACCGGAUUUUUAUGAGCAGCUUUUGGUCUGAAUUUUUUAAGCUCCAGGGGACCAAGUUAUCUAUGAGCUCAGCAUACCACCCGCAGACGGAUGGACAAACCGAGGUCACUAACCGAACACUCGAGCAGUACUUAAGGUGCUAUGUCCACCAAUUCCCGAAGAGGUGGGAAAACUUUUUACCAUGGGCUGAAUAUUGGUACAACACCACUUACCACGAGUCGACCAAGAUGACACCAUUCGAAUUGGUCUAUGGGCGAAAACCCCCAACAUUGGUCAACUAUUCAGAGGGGAAUACAGUCAACGAUGAGGUUGGUUGUGAACUAGAGGAACGAGACUUGAUGUUACGUGAGCUGAAAAGAAAACUCGAAGGCUCAAUCAACCGAACCAAAGCCUUCGCAGACGGAAAAAGGCGAGAGGAAAAUUUUGCGCCAGGCGAAUAUGUCUACUUGAAGCUACGACCAUUCAGACAGCGUACGACAGCGCAAAGGGCCGCGACUAAGUUGGGAGUCCGCAAUUAUGGGCAUUAUCAGAUUCUAAAGCGCAUUGGUCAAGUAGCUUAUCGCGUUGAGUUACCAGAAAGCUCACAAAUUCAUCCAGUUAUCCAUGUCUCGCAACUCAAGAGGAGUUUAGGCGAAGCGCAGAAGUACUGUGAGGAGUUGCCAACCACCGCAGCUGACGGCAGGGCUAUCAUACGCCCCAGACAAGCCAUUGAGUACCGCAAAGUAAAAAGAGCGGGGCGCUAUCGUUGGGAAGUACUUGUUGACUGGGAAGA
Striga hermonthica is the source of this 1282-nucleotide messenger RNA. The record is from the annotation of a GenBank genome assembly. Lineage: Eukaryota; Viridiplantae; Streptophyta; Magnoliopsida; Lamiales; Orobanchaceae.